Molecule: messenger RNA, 872 nt
Organism: Rhizophagus irregularis DAOM 181602=DAOM 197198
Lineage: Eukaryota; Fungi; Glomeromycota; Glomeromycetes; Glomerales; Glomeraceae
Source: RefSeq, a predicted model, not a curated record
GUAGUACUUAAAAGAUUAGAAAAUGUUGAAAAUGCAAAUCAAAAUUGGAUUGAAGAGGCUAAAUCACAUUUAAAUAUAAGCAAUAAAUGGAGUGAAAUUGUCCAAUGUUUUGGAUUAACACAAGAUCCGUCAAAUGGAAAUUAUAUGCUUGUAAUGAAUAAUUUGGAUUUAGAUUUAAGAAAAUAUUUACAACAAAAUCAUAAUCAACUUACAUGGAAAGAAAGAAUUCAAAUUAUUACUGAUAUAACACUUGCACUUCGAAGAAUUCAUGAAGAAAAUGCAAUUCAUAGAGAUUUGCAUUCUGGAAAUAUAUUAUAUAAUCUUGGUAAUGCAUUCUAUAUUAGUGACCUUGGAUUUUGCGGACCUGCAGAUAAACCAUUAAAAAGUAUAUAUGGGAAUCUUCCUUAUAUAGCACCUGAGGUUAUUAUUGGAAAAGAACAGACUUUUAAAUCUGAUAUUUAUAGUAUUGCAAUGCUUAUGUGGGAAGUUUCAUCAGGACAACCACCAUUUAAUAAUUAUGAACAUGAUUAUGAUCUUGCAAUGAAUAUUGUUAAUGGUAUAAGACCAAAAAUUGUACCAGGAACUCCUUUAGAAUAUAAAAAUUUGAUGAAACAAUGUUGGGAUGCUGAUCCAUCAAAAAGACCUGAUAUUAAAACACUUAAGUAAAUCAAAUGAAUCAUUAACUCAACCAGAAGAAAAUAAUAAUUCUGAAAUAGAAAAUCAUACUAGCAGUAGUAAACUAUUUACAAGUAAACUUCAUCAAUUUGAUAAUCUUCCUGAACCAAAAAAUGCAACAGAAGAAGAACAAGAAGGUAUGAAUUAAAUAAAUUCUUAUAUAAUUUUAAUUUAUAAAAAUUAAUGAUAACAUUGUU